Glarea lozoyensis ATCC 20868 is the source of this 1176-nucleotide messenger RNA. RefSeq names its product HAD-like protein. Lineage: Eukaryota; Fungi; Ascomycota; Leotiomycetes; Helotiales; Helotiaceae. Bases 1 to 1176 code for a protein of 391 amino acids. Gene Ontology annotation, cellular component: mitochondrion. The record is from RefSeq and is a predicted model, not a curated record. The transcript is spliced from 3 exons. Gene Ontology annotation, biological process: glycerophospholipid biosynthetic process.
AUGCCUACCCUAAAGUCCAGACGUAUGAGCAAUGCAGGUGCCGGAUUGGCAGCGGAUGGCAUGCCUAGCUUUGCAUUUGCAUUCGAUAUCGAUGGAGUUCUCCUCCGCUCCUCCCAACCUAUUCCAGGCGCUCCGGAAGCGCUCGAAUAUCUUCAUGAUAACAACAUUCCUUUCAUUCUCUUGACCAACGGAGGUGGAAAACACGAGAGUGCGCGAGUCGCUGAGUUGAGCAAGAAGCUGGGCGUCCCUCUGACCGAAGAGAAUUUUGUUCAGUCCCACACGCCGUUCAAGCAAUUGGUUGAGGGUUCGGAUACUGUGGAUGCGUUGGAAGACAAGACCAUUCUAGUCACGGGCGGUGAUGGGGACAAGUGCCGACGGGUUGCGGAACAAUAUGGCUUCAAAAAUGUUGUUACUCCUGGAGAUAUUCUCAUGGCAUACCCAAGCAUUUGGCCUUUCAACCAAAUAUUUUCCGACUACUACCAAAACAAUACCCGACCUCUUCCAAAACCUGUCGACUUUCGAAACCCGGAUAAAUCUCUAAAAAUUGAUGCAGUAUUCGUAUUCAACGAUCCUCGAGACUGGGCAUUGGAUUCGCAGAUUAUACUUGAUCUGCUAUUGUCAAAAGAUGGGGUUUUGGGCACUUAUUCUGAUAAAAAUGGCGAUUCUUCCCUUCCAAACAACGGCUGGCUCCAGGAUGGACAACCAAUGCUUUUCUUCUCGAAUCCUGACUUAUUUUGGGCGACGGAUCAUCACCUUCCACGUCUCGGUCAAGGUGGAUUCCAAGCUUCGUUGCAGGGUGUAUGGGAUGCCACCACCAAAGGAGCUGCAUUGUCCAAAACUAUUAUUGGAAAGCCUCAUGCAGCAACGUACAAAUAUGCCGAGAACGUUUUGCAAAAACAUCGGGCUGAUUUGCUGGGUGGCGUGGACCGUAUGAAGCGAGAUGUGACCAAGCUUGAUCGUGUUUUCAUGGUCGGCGACAAUCCUGAAAGUGACAUUCGGGGUGCAAACGAAUACGAGAGUACUGAUGGAACAGAGUGGACUAGUGUUCUUGUUAAAACAGGUGUCUUCAGGGAGGGCACUGAACCAGCUUACAAGCCCGAUGUCAUUGUCAAAGAUGUUUUCGAUGCUGUCAAAUGGGCGCUGAAGCAAGAGGGUUGGAAAAGGCAUAUCGACUAG